Molecule: messenger RNA, 1613 nt
Organism: Tilletiaria anomala UBC 951
Lineage: Eukaryota; Fungi; Basidiomycota; Exobasidiomycetes; Georgefischeriales; Tilletiariaceae
Product: putative RPT1-26S proteasome regulatory subunit
Exons: 5
Coding region: 131-1591 (486 amino acids)
Biological process (GO): proteasome-mediated ubiquitin-dependent protein catabolic process
Cellular component (GO): proteasome regulatory particle, base subcomplex
Molecular function (GO): ATP binding; ATP hydrolysis activity; proteasome-activating activity
Source: RefSeq, a predicted model, not a curated record
GGUUGGACGAUACACGCUGAGGAUAUAGCUCAUUCUCCCGCUUCGAAUCCUCUUCUCACCGAGAUCGCAAGGUACCAAUAACGCAUGGAAGCCUAGGUAGAUCGGUCCAGGCAAAGACACAAUCUAAAAGAUGCCGCCGAAAGCAGAUUGGGAAAAGUACAAGGCUCCGGACAAGGACGCCGGCAAGGAUGAUGAACCCAUCGUCGCCUUGGACGAGGGCGAUAUCCAGCUGCUGAAGACAUACGGUCAAGGGCCGUACGCGCGGGCGCUCAAGUCGAUCGAGAACGAGAUCAAAGAGGUGCAGAAGCGCGUCAACGAAAAGAUGGGCGUUAAGGAGUCCGACACGGGUCUGGCGCCGCCGAACCUUUGGGAUAUUCCCGCAGACAAGCAACGCAUGAGCGAGGAGCAACCCCUGCAGGUGGCGAGAUGCACGAAAAUCAUCAAGGCUGGAGGCGAGCAGAAAGAUAGCAACAGCGCGGCUGCUGCCGCUGGCGGAGGUGCAAAUGGCAGUGCAGGCGGCGCAGGGUCAGAAGGGCUAGCGAGAGCGUUGGGCGGCCUUGGUGGGCUCGGUGCAGGGUUAGGCGGUGCAGGGCCACCAAACGCAGAGGAGGAGGACAAGUACGUUAUCAACGUCAAGCAGAUCGCCAAGUUUGUCGUCGGGUUAGGAGAACGGGUGGCACCAACAGACGUCGAAGAGGGCAUGCGUGUGGGCGUUGACCGCAACAAAUACCAGAUCCAGAUCCCGCUGCCGCCGAAGAUUGACCCGAGCGUCACCAUGAUGCAGGUCGAGGAGAAGCCAGAUGUUACGUACGGAGAUGUUGGAGGUUGCAAAGAGCAGAUCGAGAAGCUGCGAGAAGUUGUCGAAACGCCGCUGCUAAACCCCGAAAAAUUUGUCAAUCUUGGUAUCGAUCCGCCCAAGGGUGUCCUGCUCUUCGGCCCGCCAGGCACCGGAAAGACGCUGUGCGCACGUGCCGUUGCCAACCGAACGGACGCGACCUUCAUCCGCGUCAUCGGCUCAGAACUGGUGCAAAAGUACGUUGGAGAAGGCGCGCGAAUGGUGCGGGAGCUGUUCGAGAUGGCGAGGUCGAAGAAGGCUUGCAUUAUCUUCUUUGAUGAGGUCGACGCCAUCGGAGGCGCGCGUUUCGAUGACGGCGCCGGUGGAGACAAUGAGGUGCAGCGGACGAUGUUGGAGCUCAUCAAUCAACUCGAUGGCUUCGAUCCACGUGGCAACAUCAAAGUCCUGAUGGCAACCAAUAGGCCCGACACGCUGGACCCGGCGCUCCUGCGUCCCGGUCGUCUCGAUCGUAAAGUCGAGUUCGGCCUGCCCGACAACGAAGGCCGCGCGCACAUCCUGCGCAUCCACGCACGCAGCAUGAGCGUCGAGCGCAACAUCCGCUUCGACCUCAUCGCGCGCCUGUGCCCCAACACGACCGGUGCCGAGCUGAAGAGCGUCGCGACCGAAGCGGGCAUGUUUGCUAUUCGCGCCCGGCGCAAGCUGGCGACCGAAAGAGACUUCCUCGAUGCGGUCGAGAAGGUCAUUAGGCAAGGCCAGAAGUUCUCUAGUACCGCUUUGUAUUCUCAGUACAACUAAAAACGGAAGAGUGAGAUUCCGC